Messenger RNA from Arabidopsis arenosa, 4512 nucleotides. The record is from the annotation of a GenBank genome assembly. NCBI's taxonomy places the organism in Eukaryota, Viridiplantae, Streptophyta, Magnoliopsida, Brassicales, Brassicaceae.
UUCACAUUCUCUCACUCUGCUUCUCUCUCAGAAGAAAUGCAAUUGUGAAAAGCCCUAAACUUUCUCACCGCGAAGAAGACGAUGGAUCGCAAGGGAAAGGGUAAACAGGUCGCCGGGGAUGAAUCGUCUUCCGGCGGAAAUAAAAGGAAAAACACUGUCGAAUUCAGAGAUGAAGGUUUGAGGAUUAAGAAGCGGAAAAACCCUGGGGUUCUUCAGUUCUUCGAAGAAUCCGCUGAAGUUGGCUACUACGGAGGUAGCUCCGACGAAGAUGAUGACGGAUUAGGUUUCCUUAACGAUAUGGAAGACGAACCUGAGGUGGAAGAGAGUGUUAAGCCUGGCGAGGGAGAAAAGGGCAAACCAUCCUUUGUUUUUCCUAAGGAAGAAGAUAUAAACGAGGAAGAAUUUGAUAGAAUGAUGGAAGAAAGAUACAAGCCAGGUUCUGGUUUUCUUCGAUAUGCUGAUGAUGAUGUGAAAGAUGCCAUUGAGAUGGAUGCUCUUGCUCCAACUUCCAAGGAUCCUCCAAUAUGGAAAGUCAAGUGUGCGAUUGGACGGGAGAGGCGAUCCGCUUUCUGUCUCAUGCACAAAUUUGUUGAGCUGAAAAAGAUAGGCACCAAAUUGCAGAUCAUAUCUGUUUUUUCUUUGGACCAUGUCAAGGGUUUCAUUUUCAUAGAAGCGGACAAGGAACAUGAUGUUCUUGAGGCCUGCAAGAGUUUAACUGGUAUAUACGCUACUCGGAUGGUGUUACUUCCUAAAGCCGAAACUCCAAAUCUGCUAACUGUCCAAAGAAAAACUAAAAAAGUUUCUGAGGGAACAUGGGCUCGUGUUAAGAAUGGCAAAUACAAAGGAGAUCUUGCUCAGAUUGUGGCUGUGAGUGACACUAAGAGUAAAGCAUUAAUAAAGUUAAUUCCGAGGAUCGAUAUUCAGGCCUUGACCCAAAAAUAUGGUGGGGGAGUUACUGUUCAAAAAGGCCAGUCUCCAGCUCCAAGAUUGAUCAGUUCAAGCGAGCUCGAGGAGUUCAGACCUCUCAUUCAAGUGAGGCGAGAUCGUGAUACUGGAAUAACUUUUGAGCAUCUUGAUAGCAUGAUGCUGAAAGAUGGGUAUCUCUAUAAGAAAGUAUCCUUAGAUUCAAUAUCUUCCUGGGGGGUUGUACCAUCGAAGGAGGAGAUACUAAAAUUUACGCCUGUAGACCGAAAAGAAACUGGUGAUGUAGAGUGGAUCUCAGAAAUUUAUGGUGAAGAAAGGAAGAAAAAGAUUCUUCCAACCGGCAGAGGGGGUGGGAAAGGAGAAGGAUCAGGGGGUGGAAAAGGAGAAGGUUCAUCAGAAUUUAAGUCAGAAAGUAGCUAUGAGUUAUAUAAUCUAGUUUGUUUCAGUCGAAAAGACUUCGGUCUGAUUGUGGGCGUGGAUGACAAAGGUGACGGUUACAAGGUUCUGAAAGAAGGUUUAGAUGGACCUGUUGUAGUCACUGUUGGGAAAAAGGAAAUGCAGAAUGGACCUUUUGAUUCAAAAUUUACUGCCUUGGAUCUGAAUAACAAACAAAUAUCAGUUAAUGAUGUUGUGAAGAUUUCCAAAGGCCCAUCCGAGGGUAAACAAGGAGUUGUAAGGCAAGUAUACAGAGGGAUCAUAUUUAUUUAUGAUGAGAGCGAGGAAGAAAAUGGUGGAUAUUUCUGCUGCAAAUCACACUCAUGUGAAAAAGUUAAACUCUUUACUGAAGACUCCAAUGAGAAGACUGGUGGAUUUGAUGCUUCUGCUUUUGGAGAUUCUGUAUCCUCCCCAAAAUCGCCGCUAUCUCCUGAAAAAGAGUGGCAGCCCAGGGAAAGAUACAAUAAUUCCAACCAAGGAGACAGAGGUAGCACGUAUUCUAUAGGCCAAAAGCUGAGGAUACGGGUGGGUCCAUUGAAGGGGUAUCUCUGCCGUGUAAUAGCUUUACGCUAUUCUGAUGUUACAGUCAAGCUUGAUUCCCAGCAUAAAGUUUUCACAGUUAAAAGUGAGCAUCUAGUUGAGGUUCGCGACAGAAACACUGCGCUAAGUACAAGUGGGGAUGCGGGCAUGGGUUCCUUUCAACCUUUUGACAUGCUUGGAACAGAAAGCAGCACUGGAGACUGGGCGAAAGGAGCAGGCACGUCAGGUGAGGGUGGUAACUGGAAUAUAGGAGGCCCUUCUACUGAUUCGAACCCAUGGGGCAGUAAGCCUACGUCUGACGUCUGGUCUCAGCAGCCGACAGUUACCGAUGAUAAUACUUCAACAUGGGCCAAUGCAGCAGCUGAGAACAAACCUGCCUCGGCUAGUGAUCAACCUGGUGGUUGGGAUUCCUGGGCUAAAACACCUGCUUCUGAAGCUGGCACUGUUAGUGGGUGGGGAAAUACAAGUGCUUCAAAUGUUGAAGCUUCUUCGUGGGGAAAACAAGGAGCUUCUACUUCCAAUGUUGCAGAUUCAGGUUCCUGGGGUAUGCAUGGUGGAAGCUCUGGUGGUAAUAAGCAAGAUGAGGACUCAGUAUGGGGUAAACUAUGUGAAGCUUCUGAAUCGAGUCAGAAGAAAGAAGAAUCGUCUUGGGGUAAGAAAGGGGGAUCUGAAUCUGGUUUGGGAACGGGAGAUGGAGAAUCUAGUUGGGCCAACAAAGAUGGAAAUUCCAGCGCAAGUAACGAAGAUGGAGUUUCCUGGGGACAACAGGAUAAAGGCUCUGAUGGGAGCAAGGGAGGAUCUGCAUGGGGUAAUCAAGGUGGAGGUUUUGGUUCAGGAGAGAAAAAAGAUGGUUCUUCUGGUUGGAACAAGUCAGCAGAAGAUUCCAAUGCCAAUAGUAAGGGUGUUCCUGGCUGGGGUAAACCAGAUGGUGGCUCUUCAUGGGGUAAACAGGAUAAGCAAGACGGAGCGGCAUCGUGGGGUAAAAAGGAUGACGGAGGCUCGUGGGGUAAUAAGGAUGACGGAGUAUCAUCGUGGGGUAAGAAAGAUGACGGUCAAAAGGAUGAUGGAGGAUCAUCGUGGGGCAAAAAGGACGAUGGAGGAUCUUCUUGGGGCAAAAAGGAUGAUGGAGGAUCUUCUUGGGGCAAAAAGGACGAUGGAGGAUCUUCUUGGGGCAAAAAGGACGAUGGGGAAUCGUUGUGGGGUAAAAAGGACGAUGGAGGAUCUUCUUGGGGCAAAAAGGAUGAUGGAGGAUCUUCUUGGGGCAAAAAGGAUGAUGGAGGAUCAUCAUGGGGUAAGAAGGAUGAUGGAGGGUACUCAGAACAAACAUUCGAUAGGGGAGGACGUGGGUUUGGUGGGAGAAGAGGAGGAGGUCGUCGAGGUGGCAGGGAUCAGUUUGGGAGGGGAAGCUCCUUCAGUAAUUCUGAGGAUCCGGCACCAUGGAAUAAACCAAGUGGCGGAUCUAGCUGGGGCAAGCAAGAUAGUGAUGGUGGCGGUUCAAGCUGGGGUAAAGAGAAUGAUGCUGGUGGUGGAUCUGGCUGGGGAAAGCAAGACAGUGGUGGUGGUGGUUCAAGCUGGGGUAAACAGAACGAUGCUAGUGGUGGUGGAUCGAGCUGGGGCAAGCAGAAUAAUGCUGGUGGGGGAUCUAGCUGGGGCAAGCAAGACAGUGGUGGGGAUGGUUCGAGCUGGGGUAAACAAGAUGGUGGUGGUAGUAGUGGUUCUGGUUGGGGUAAGCAGAACAAUACUAGUGGUGGAUCAAGCUGGGGCAAGCAGGGUGAUGCUGGUGGGGGAUCUAGCUGGGGCAAGCAAGACGGUGGUGGGGGUGGUUCAAGCUGGGGUAAACAAGAUGGUGGUGGUGGCAGUGGUUCUGCCUGGGGUAAGCAGAACGAUACUAGUGGUGGAUCAUCAAGCUGGGGGAAGCAGAGUGAUUCUGGUGGAGGAUCUAGCUGGGGAAAGCAAGAUGGUGGUGGGGGUGGUUCAAGCUGGGGUAAACCAGAUGUUGAAGGUGGCAGUGGUUCUGCGUGGGGUAAGCAGAACGAUGGUGGUGGUGGUGGAUCGAGUUGGGGCAAGCAGGGUGAUGGUGGUUCUAAACCUUGGAAUGAACAGAGUGGUGGUGGAAGUAGGGGAGGAGGAGGAUUCCGAGGAGGUUUCCGUGGAGGCAGAAACCAAUCAGGUAGAGGAGGAAGGUCGUUUGAUGGUGAUCAAUCAUCUAGCUGGAAAACAGACAAUCAAGAAAACACUUGGAAGAGCGACCAAAGUGGUGGAUCAGACUGGAAAAAAGGAUGGGGAGAGGAUUCAAACAAUAGCAAACCAUCUGGUUCGUCCUCUGGUGGUGGUGCUGGAAACUGGCCUAGCUGGGAUACUAACUCAAAAAGAGAAACCAAUGACAAACUGGGAGACGAAAGCAAAUCAGCUUGGGGGACCAGUAACGAUCAGGCGAAUACCGAUAACAACAAUGACACUUGGAACAAAAAGCCAAACAAUGAUGUCGGAAUGAGUGGAGAAGCUGAUAAUGCAUGGGGCGGCAACACAAAUGCGCCUUCACCAAGUGGCUCGGCAGCGUGGGGAACCGGUGACAAAAAAACUGGAUGGUAAAAAGAAAUCCUGACUUGUAAG